Molecule: messenger RNA, 720 nt
Organism: Striga hermonthica
Lineage: Eukaryota; Viridiplantae; Streptophyta; Magnoliopsida; Lamiales; Orobanchaceae
Source: the annotation of a GenBank genome assembly
AUGUCGGGCCCCCAGUGCUGUGAGAACCCACCAACUCUGAGCCCGACCAGUGGAGUCGGCUCUGUUAUCGAUCUUGCCGGGCUCAAAACCUACGUUUCGGGCCCUUCCGAUUCCAAGCUGGCCGUCGUCCUCGCCUCCGACGUUUUCGGAUAUGAAGCUCCUAACUUGAGGAAACUAGCUGACAAAGUUGCCGCUGCUGGUUUUUAUGUGGUGGUUCCUGAUUUCUUCUAUGGAGACCCGUACGAUCCUACCAAUGAAGACAAGCCAAUCCUCGUGUGGAAAUCACUGCAUGAACCAGCUAAAGCCUUUGAGGAUGCUAAACCUGUAAUUGAAGCUCUGAAGAGUAAAGGCAUAUCUGCAAUUGGUGCUGCGGGAUUUUGCUAUGGCGCAAAGGUGGUUGUGGAACUGAACAAAUCCGGGCUUAUUCAAGCUGGAGUUAUAUUGCAUCCAUCAUUUGUUACUGUGGAUGAUAUCAAGGAGGUUAAGGCCCCGCUAUCUAUUUUGGGGGCUGAGGUUGACCAGCUCUCACCCCCAGAGCUUGUUAAACAGUUCGAGGAAAUCCUAUCAUCGAAACCUGAGGUUGCCAGCUUUGUGAAAAUAUUUCCGGGCGUCUCCCAUGGAUGGACAGUAAGGUACAAAUUGGAUGACGAGGAAGCUGUGAAAUCUGCUGAGGAAUCUCAUCAAGAUAUGCUCGAUUGGUUUACUAAGUACGUUAAGUAA